Molecule: messenger RNA, 1710 nt
Organism: Lachancea meyersii CBS 8951
Lineage: Eukaryota; Fungi; Ascomycota; Saccharomycetes; Saccharomycetales; Saccharomycetaceae
Source: the annotation of a GenBank genome assembly
UCGCUGAAAAACGUGCGGUUCGCACACCAGCUUACCACAGUCAAACGGUUCGACACGCGAUCGGAGCCGAUCUCGAUCUCCAGCGAAAAUUCGCCGGAGCUGGCGCCCGUGCACAGCGAUGACUUUUGGUUUGGCACAGCGUCGCCCGCAGCAGGAGCAGCAGCGGUAAAACCGCACAAGCUCUCCUCCACCUUCAGUCUGUACGACUCCACCCUCUACAGCGAAAGCGACAGCGACAGCAGCGACUGCGAUCUGGAGCAGCCCCUUUUCCGGCUCGACAGUGCGCGGCUGACGCCGCGCACGGCAACAGCCACCACUGCCACCCAGCGCUUCAUCGUCGACAAAUGGCGGCUGCUGUCGUCCGACAUCCAGCCCGUGAUCACGCGUCGCGCCCUGGACCUGCAGUCCCACAUCCUCGCCCAUCUCAGGGGCCACAACAUCAAGCUCAACAAAGUGUCGUCUUGUUUGGACUCCCACAAGAUCCAGGGUCUCAUCUACGUGACGAACCUGAACUUUGAGAAAUCUUUGGAAAUCAAGUUCACGUUCAACUCGUGGCGGGACGUACACUACGUGCCGGCCUUUUACCACCGCACCGUGACCCGUUCCAUCGACGAAUUCAAGUUCACCAUAGACUUGGCAGGCCUCGCCUUCUUUAUGCAGUCCAAAAACAUUCUUCACUGCAAUUUUCACAACCCAGAAACCUGCUGCGCCGUCAGGAUGGAGUUGUGCUGUCGAUACGAUGUCAACGGAGAAACCUACUACGACAACAACAACUACAACAACUACCACGUCGAGCUUCAAGCAUUCACGCAUCCGGUGAUCCAUCGGACCGCGGCAUCCGUGCCUAAUCUAAGCGCUUUAUCGUCUUCGGACUCGCUCCGCCAUUCCACAAGCUCAACUACAGUGAACCCCAGAUCUUUUGGGUCCGAUUUCUUGGCCUCCACCACUCUAUCCUCUAGUGCUGCCAAAACGGCAUCCAAACUGGUCACCACGUCCGGUAGAAAAUUCUCGGACAAUACCGAUUACUAUAACACUUCUCCUCUCAAACACUUGUUUCACAACGAUACAACGUUGGCAAAACCAUCUCGCAUAAACGAAGUCACUUUUGAUUAUGACACCACUCCAACUUCCCCAAUGCAUUACCUUUUCAAUCAGACCCAGGGGCAACCAAACUAUACACACACCCCGCCACCCACACAGGAUGGGUCUCAUGAUACGCCCCUCAAUCAUCCGCAUAUGGACCAUUCAGGCGCCUUUGACAACGCUUCGCUUUCAAAAGAAAACGACGACAUCACCGAUCUAGAGCAACGUGUGCCCUCCGAUAUCUCCUCAUCCAGCACUUAUCGCAAUCCACUUGCUGAUGUUUCUUGCUCAACUUCAGACUCUCCGGCAGACACAGCCACUACGACCAAUAGCUCUUCUUUCUCCGUUACAAGUCACCAGCCUCGGGCUUUAAAAGGAUUAUCCUCUUUCAAGCUUAGACGCGAUCUUUUUCUGUCCUCCGCCGUCUCAGUGGACCAGAAGCUUACCCCGGAGUCUUCCACCACAUCCAUGGACUACAACAAAUUGAUUCAAUCCUACUGCUUUUACAAUUCUAGGGAUAAUUCUUCGGGUCCCAAAACGAUUACUCCCUCGUUUUGGACAAGCCACAUAUCCCCAAGUACGCCGCCCUUAUUGUCUCCUACCGACAAACACGACUGGAUGCUUUGA